GCUGCCUACUACACACAGCCGUCUUCGUGAAGUGAAAGGACUGCCAGCAUAAUUAUCAUGUUAAACAGAGAGAGUUAAUUACAUUAGCAGUUAUUGUAAAUCCUCUUGUGACAGGCCGAAAGUGUCAACAAGGAUGGUAACGCCAUAGACGAGGCCUGCUUCUUUUCACCCUCGUGUCGCAUUCUUCAUCUUCUCGUCUUUCUUCUGUUGUCUUCAUCUUCGCAUCAUGGCCAAGAGCAGAGAACCCCCCACGGAGGGAGGUGGGCCUCAGGCGAAGGCGAGAGGACCACCUGUCGAGGAGCUGGUUCCCCCGGAUGGUGGCUGGGGUUGGUUCAUCGUGCUUGGUAGUGGUAUCAUGCAGUUUGUACUCCCGAGUCUCUCGACUUGCUUCGGCCUGAUCUACGUGCACCUGGUGGCGUCCGGAUACACGAACAGCCAGGUGUCGCCCAUUCCCGGCCUCAUGUUCGGUAUGGCGUGCCUAACAGGUCCCGUAGCAACAAGUCUCACCCGUUACUACAGCCACCGACGUCUGAGUAUCAUUGGGAUCUGCUUCACGGUGAUGGGCAUUUUCCUGUGUUCCUUCUGGGAUGAUCUCUACUGGUAUUAUGUCUGCUUUGGCCUCAUUGGGGGCGUGGGCAAUGGGCUGGCGAAUCCCCACGGCUUCAUCCUGGGCCAGAUGUACUUCCGCCAAAAGAGGGUGGCCGCCAACGCCCUCUCGAUGCUGGGAUCCUCGCUGGGCUUCAUGGUAAUGCCGCCCCUCGUCAGGUUCCUCGCCAACACGUACGCCCACCAGGGCGCCCUCAUGCUGUGGUCGGCUAUCCUGCUGCACGGCAUCGUGGGCGCCGCUCUCUUCCAGCCGAUCGAGUGGCACUUGAAGCCCAACCCGCUGGCCAGCGUUCGCCUGAUCGAGACCAGGCAGUGCCAGGAAGAGGGCCAUGUCGCUGAUGCUGACGAUGAAGAAGUAGAGGAUGGCAAUCAGGAUGGCUCAUGUCCCAGCGAGAGUGAAGCUGAAUAUGAAGAGGGGGAGGAAGAAGGCCUUCAGCAAGGCGUCGCUCACCGGCACUCUGACCCCCAAAGACGCCGAGAGUCUGCCGCGUCCAAGGGGGAAGCGGAGGUGUUCCUCGGCAGAGAGAGCAGUGAGAAGCCCUUGGGGGGAGGCAGACGGAGGCUCAGCAGUUGUACCAGAACCUCCGUUCGAAACAGUUUGUACAGUUCGUGUGACGUCAUCGACCAGUUCGGCGGCGCCCUCUCUGUCGAAACGGAAAGACUGAAAGAUGUGUAUGUCGAAGUUGUGGAAACGGCCGAAGAGAAGCCGAAAGAACCGCAGCCCAUUCUCCUGUGCGGGCUGAAGUUCCCUCGUUUUUCUGAUAUACUGAAUUUUAGGAUAUUGUCCCACCCCAUGUUCCUCAUCUCGUCCAUAUCUAGCAUCGCUAACAGAAUGGUAUACAUGAACUUUAUCACAUAUCUCCCGGCUUUGGGAGUAGACCUGGGCAUGCGGAACGAGGCGCCCUUCCUGCUCACCACGAUCUCCGUGGCCGACCUCGUCGCCAAAGGAAUCAUGUCCCUAAUCAGCGACCGCGGGUGGUGCCAGCGCCGCUACUUCGCCAUCAGCGCCGGCGUCCUCGCUUCCCUGACGGCCUCGCUGGUGCCCCAAACGUGGAACUUCACAAGUCUUGCCUCCUGCUGCGCCCUCUACGGAUUCAGCCUGGGUGUGAUGGUGUCCGUGUCUCCCAUCCUGCUGGUGGAGUACCUCGGCCUCAAGCUUCUUCCUUACUCGUUCGGUCUCCUCCUCUUCAUGAAUGGAGUGUCAUCAUUGAUCAUUUUCCCUCUUACUGGUCACAUCAGCGAUGUAAUGGCUAACUACACAACAAUCUAUUAUUUGCUGGGAGGCCUGUCGCUGACGCCGUCCAUACUGUGGAGUCUCGUGCCUUUCGUCAACCAAGACAAGAUCAGAAACCUUGCCUGAAAUCUGAUUAAUCAAACUCCAUCCACUUUCAGGAGAGAAAAAAAAACUGGUGCCUCACACUAGGCUCUGGAUUACUUGGAUUCGCUCUCUCCUGUUUGAUGCUAAUUUU
This is a messenger RNA of Penaeus indicus, 2075 nucleotides long. Its product is annotated as monocarboxylate transporter 13-like. The record is from RefSeq and is a predicted model, not a curated record. Gene Ontology annotation, biological process: transmembrane transport. The coding region runs from base 227 to 1966 and encodes 579 amino acids. Gene Ontology annotation, molecular function: monocarboxylic acid transmembrane transporter activity. The transcript is spliced from 9 exons. Gene Ontology annotation, cellular component: membrane. Lineage: Eukaryota; Metazoa; Arthropoda; Malacostraca; Decapoda; Penaeidae.